This is a messenger RNA of Racocetra persica, 491 nucleotides long. The record is from the annotation of a GenBank genome assembly. Lineage: Eukaryota; Fungi; Glomeromycota; Glomeromycetes; Diversisporales; Gigasporaceae.
AUGUCAUUACCUAACAUGUCCGUAUACACAUCUUUGAUCUUUAACAAUAUCCCUUUCAUAACACCAUGUCUCGAAUCUCAAUACCUUUCUGAAAAAGUAGUAUCAGCUGCUGUGGCAAUUCAUGAUCCACAUUAUAAAUCCUGCAUGGUUCUCGAGCACGUCGGUCUUCUCGUAAUAACCACUUCAAAUCAUACAUUCUUGAUUCAUUCAUGUCCUAUACCACCAGCUUAUGGUACAAUUAUCGAUCUGUUCACCCCAACUCUUUGUAAAAAAUAUCGAAUCACAAAUUUUUACCUACCAAAGGAUAACUUGAGAGUACGUGAUUUUUAUAUAGCAUGUGGUGGAAAUAAAGAAUGGGGUUGGGGAAUUGAUAAAAGUGGAACUUGUACUGAUAGUGUUUGGAGAAUGUUAGAUGCUUUAUUCUGUACCAAAGAAAAGGAUGUUUUGAGAUUAGAGUGGGCCAGAUUACAAGACGGAAAUUGGUUAACUAG